AUGGGAAAACAAUGUCAGGGUCUGUCUCUUCCUGACUUCAUUGAGCUAGAAAUACCAGGUGAACGAGUGCUUUGUUUUCAUGGACCUCUCCUUUAUGAAGCAAAGUGUGUAAAGGUUGCCAUAAAGGACAAGCAAGUGAAAUACUUUAUCCAUUACAGUGGUUGGAAUAAAAACUGGGAUGAAUGGGUUCCAGAAAGCAGAGUGCUCAAGUACGUGGAUACCAAUCUGCAGAAACAAAAAGAACUUCAAAAGGCCAACCAGGAACAAUAUGCAGAGGGGAAGAUGAGAGGUGCUGCUCCAGGCAAGAAGACUUCUGGUCUGCAGCAGAAAAAUGUUGAAGUAUUUUUCAGACGAGAUGGAGCGCACACAGUUUGCUGUUUGGAGACCCCUACCAUAUCGACGCGGAAAACAAAAAAGAACAAACAGAAAACUCCAGGAAUUGGAGAGGGGAGCAGUACCAGUGAGACUCCUCAGCCUCCCAGAAAGAAGAGGGCUCGAGUAGAUCCAACAGUUGAAAGUGAAGAAACAUUUAUGAACAGAGUUGAAGUAAAGGUGAAAAUCCCAGAAGAGCUGAAGCCAUGGCUGGUAGAUGACUGGGACUUGAUCACCAGGCAAAAGCAGCUCUUCUAUCUUCCUGCCAAGAAAAAUGUUGACUCCAUUUUAGAGGAUUAUGCAAACUACAAAAAAUCACGAGGAAAUACUGAUAACAAGGAGUAUGCAGUCAAUGAAGUUGUGGCUGGAAUUAAAGAAUACUUCAAUGUCAUGCUGGGAACUCAACUACUCUACAAGUUUGAGAGGCCCCAAUAUGCUGAAAUCUUAGCAGAUCACCCAGAUGCUCCAAUGUCCCAAGUUUAUGGUGCCCCACACCUACUGAGGUUAUUUGUGCGCAUCGGAGCCAUGCUGGCCUACACCCCUCUGGAUGAGAAGAGCCUGGCUUUGCUCUUAAACUAUUUGCAUGACUUCUUAAAGUAUUUAGCAAAGAACUCCUCUGCAUUGUUCAGUGCCAGUGACUAUGAAGUGGCCCCCCCUGAGUAUCACCGGAAGGCGGUGUGAGGUGUCACCUGACGCCUGGGGCUUGUGAUGCUGUCUUCUACACCUUGUUCUUCACCUUUCUAUUGCACAUGUCUCUAUUGCACAAAUGAUGUAAACAUAAAGUGAAUAAAGUUGUGUGUU
Molecule: messenger RNA, 1173 nt
Organism: Chaetura pelagica (chimney swift)
Lineage: Eukaryota; Metazoa; Chordata; Aves; Apodiformes; Apodidae
Gene: MORF4L1
Product: mortality factor 4 like 1
Exons: 13
Coding region: 1-1053 (350 amino acids)
Biological process (GO): regulation of DNA-templated transcription; chromatin organization
Cellular component (GO): nucleus; NuA4 histone acetyltransferase complex
Source: RefSeq, a predicted model, not a curated record